This is a messenger RNA of Aspergillus brunneoviolaceus CBS 621.78, 547 nucleotides long. RefSeq lists its product as uncharacterized. The record is from RefSeq and is a predicted model, not a curated record. NCBI's taxonomy places the organism in Eukaryota, Fungi, Ascomycota, Eurotiomycetes, Eurotiales, Aspergillaceae. The coding region runs from base 123 to 440 and encodes 105 amino acids. The transcript has a single exon.
GAACUUCCUUCCAACUCCCUCCUCAACCUUUCUUCUCCUGGAUUGUUUGAUUUUUUAUUUUUAUCUUUAAUUUUUUUUAUUUUCCAUCAGUUCUAAAAUUAUACCCAAUUGGUGCUUAGCUUAUGCUCUUAGGGACUGGACUUAUUUCCUGGCAAGCCAUCAUCCGCCAUCCCCUCCACUUUGCAGCCCCUCUUCCUCUUACUUUCAUUAUUCUCUCCGGCUUACACUCACUCACUCACUCAUUCACUCACUCCCUCCCUCUCGCUUUACGCUUCCCUCUCUUUCUCACCCACCACGGCUUGACUAGCCCACCACCAGUCUCCCCAACCAUUCAUCCUAACGUUCUCCUGUCAUCCUUUUUCGUCCCCAAUCCUUUUAGCUCCUCCCCCCCCGUUUCUCUCUCUAAACUAAAGCACCAAGAGAUGGGCUUUUCCAGAUAAGGGCAGUGCGCUGACCACUCAGCAUUUCCCUCCUCUUCUGAUCUUCCUCUGUCCCCCUCCCCCGGGAUUCUUCUCUCACUCUUUGCACGCUUCCCCUCUAAUCUUGA